Messenger RNA from Carlito syrichta (Philippine tarsier), 1799 nucleotides. It is a transcript of the gene GPR146, whose product is annotated as G protein-coupled receptor 146. Lineage: Eukaryota; Metazoa; Chordata; Mammalia; Primates; Tarsiidae. The record is from RefSeq and is a predicted model, not a curated record. Gene Ontology annotation, biological process: G protein-coupled receptor signaling pathway. Gene Ontology annotation, cellular component: membrane. Bases 21 to 1022 code for a protein of 333 amino acids. Gene Ontology annotation, molecular function: G protein-coupled receptor activity. The transcript has a single exon.
ACGGAGGCUUGCUGGCCACCAUGUGGGACUGUGACUGGCUCAACAUGACAGGCCAGGCCGAGGAGCCGCCUGCCUGCCAGGACCUGCAGCUUGGGCUGUCCGUGCUGUCGUUGCUGUGCCUGGUGGCGGGUGUCCCCGUGGGCCUGUGCUACAACGCCCUGCUGGUGCUGGCCAACCUGCUCAGCAAGAGCAGCAUGACCAUGCCAGACGUGUACUUCGUCAACAUGGCUGUGGCGGGCCUGGUGCUUGGCGCCCUGGCUCCCGUGCACCUGCUCAGCCCCCCCGGCUCCAGGUGGGCCCUGUGGAGCGUGGGCCACGAGGUCCACAUUGCACUGCUGAUCCCAUUCAACGUGUCCUCCCUGGUGACCAUGUACUCCACUGCCCUACUCAGCCUCGACCACUACAUCGAGCGGGCACUGCCACGGACCUACAUGGCCAGCGUGUACAACACCCGGCACGUGUGCGGCUUUGUGUGGGGCGGGGCCUUGCUGACCAGCUUCUCCUCUCUGCUCUUCUACAUCUGCAGCCACGUGUCCUCCCGGGUCCUGGAGUGCGCCAAGAUGCAGAACACAGAGGCUGCCGAUGCCAUCCUGGUGUUCAUCGGCUACGCAGUGCCAGCGCUGGCCGCCCUGUAUGCACUGGUGCUCCUCGCAAGGAUCCGCAGGGAGGACACGCCCCUUGACCAGGACGCAGGGCGGCUGGAGCCAUCAGCGCAUCGGCUGCUGGUGGCCACUGUGUGCACACAGUUUGGGCUCUGGACGCCUCACUACCUGACGCUCCUGGGGCACACAGUCCUUGUGUCACAAGGGAAGCCCGUGGACACACACUACCUGGGGCUGGUGCACUUUGCAAAAGACGUAUCAAAGUUCUUGGCCUUCUCGAGCAGCUUUGUGAUGCCGCUUCUGUACCGCUACAUGAACAAAACCUUCCCCAGCAAGCUCCGGCGGCUCAUGAAGAAGAUGCACUGUGGGCACCGGCACUGUGCCCAGGACCACGCGGGGGUCCAGCAGGUGCUCACAUAGGUGGCAGUGCAGCCCAGCUCCCUUGGGAGUCAGUGAUGUUCUCAAGAUCCUGGUCCUUCCCACCCAGGAUAAGCGGAAGUCCCGAUGGAUGCAGAGCACUUUGUAACCGUGGACAUGCCGUGCCUCCCUCCCUAGAGAGAUGCACUGAUGUGAGGAUAGCACAGGGUAUUCCUGGAGUUUUCUGUGUCUUCCCCAAAAGGCCACUCUUGGGGAAAGGCCAUGGCCACAGCCAGAGGUGUCUGGCGGGAAGCACCAGCACGUUCCUGUCGACUCGCGCCUGUGUGCCUCCUACACACCUUUGUGGUCCCUGGUCCUCGGAAUGCGUCUGCCAUGGUUCGUUGCCACUGGGCUUCAACAUGAAGUGAUGAAAACCUAAUGCCAGUAUUUACACCUUGUUUGUUAUAUUGUUAAGACAUCUGAUCCCUCCUCGCUUUUUGUUUUAUAAGAUGUCUGAUAGAAAAAUGACAGGUAUUAAAAUGAAGGACACACUCAAAGAAACACUGACCUGUGGCCGGGCGCUGGUGGGGCCCUAUUGCGUGUGCCAUCAUGCCCACUCAAGCUCUUGUAACAGUUCCCAGAAAUGCCUGAGGCAUGGCUGGCUUAAACAGGAUAGUUCACUGGCACUGACGCUCUCUCCCUAGCCACCAAAUGUCCUUGACCCCUCUGCCCCCCCUCAGAUAACACCCACCGAAUUUUUCUCAGUGUGCAUCUGUCCUAAAUCAACUCCCCAAAGUGUGCACAAAACUAGAGUAUAAAUAAAUGAAGAAAGAAAAAUGC